GCGGGCUACGGAAUCCGAGGGGUUCGGGACCUCGACCGCGGAAGUGUGAGCAUGUCGGCUGGGCUGGGCUUCUAGCUCUCGCGGCUCCUCCUCGCUCCCCGCCCACCCCGCGUCCCUAAGACGCUGCGGUCGCAGUUCCGGCCGAACUGCCGCCUUACUCCAGCCCCUGGCGAGGUCUCCGCUGCGUGUGCUCCGCGCCGUCAGUCCAGCUCGUGCGGGGAUCCCGGCUGGCCGGAUCCGGGCGCCGCACUCACGGCGGCUCCGCCUCAGGCGCCGAGCGGGCAGGAGCCCGCGUCCCCGGCGGACGGCGUCAUGAGGAACCUGCCGUACUUCUGCCGCGGCCAGGUGGUGCGCGGCUUUGGCCGCGGCUCCAAGCAGCUGGGCAUCCCCACGGCCAAUUUUCCAAAACAAGUGGUAGACAGUCUUCCAGCUGAUGUAUCCACUGGCAUUUAUAAUGGUUGGGCCAGUGUGGGAAGUGGAGAUGUCCAUAAGAUGGUGGUGAGCAUAGGAUGGAACCCAUACUACAAGAAUGUGAAGAAAUCCAUGGUAAGAAUCACAUUUGUGCUGUAUUAAAUGCACACAAACACAUC
Molecule: messenger RNA, 590 nt
Organism: Nannospalax galili (Upper Galilee mountains blind mole rat)
Lineage: Eukaryota; Metazoa; Chordata; Mammalia; Rodentia; Spalacidae
Product: riboflavin kinase-like
Exons: 2
Coding region: 313-573 (86 amino acids)
Biological process (GO): FMN biosynthetic process; riboflavin biosynthetic process
Cellular component (GO): mitochondrion
Molecular function (GO): riboflavin kinase activity
Source: RefSeq, a predicted model, not a curated record